AUGUCAGAGGACGGAGCUUCCAAGUGCCAGGAUUCGAUCCAACUGAUCGACGAGCAGAAACAAUUCAAUGAAAAGACACUGGAGUACUUCAAGCGGUGUAUUGGAGAGCGCGAUGUGGGGCUGGACUACCAUGUGAUCUCAGUGUUUGGGUCGCAAUCGAGCGGGAAGUCGACGCUGCUGAAUGCGCUGUUCAACACGAAGUUUGACACGAUGAAUGCGCAGGUGAAGCGGCAGCAGACCACCAAGGGCAUCUGGAUUGCGCACACGCGCGAGGUGCAGACGACUGCGAACACCGGAAAGGGCGUGGACUUCUUUGUGCUGGACGUCGAGGGCUCGGACGGCGCGGAGCGGGGCGAGGACAAGGACUUCGAGCGCAAGGCCGCGUUGUUUGCCCUGGCGACCUCCGAGGUUCUGAUUGUAAAUAUGUGGGAACAACAGGUGGGUCUGUACCAGGGGAACAACAUGGGGCUGUUAAAGACCGUGUUUGAGGUAAACCUGUCGCUUUUUGGGCACAAGAAGGACAAGCAGAAGAUCCUACUACUAUUUGUUGUUCGGGACUUCACGGGCUUCACGCCGCUGUCGAGCUUGCAAGAGACCCUGACAAACGAGCUGCAGGCUAUGUGGAGCGAGCUCAACAAGCCUGCGGGCGCGGAGGGCAGCUCAUUGGACGACUUCUUUGAUUUUGCGUUCACGGGCCUCAGCCAUAAGUUGUUCAAGCCGGAGGAGUUUGCCAGCGACGUGGCGAAGCUGGGCGACAAGUUUACCGAUUUGAAACGCGAGGACUACUACUUGAGUGGCAAGUACCAUCAGGGCUUGCCGCUGGACGGGUGGUCUUUCUAUGCUGACAGUUGCUGGGAACAGAUAGAAAACAACAAGGAUCUGGACCUUCCUACACAACAGACACUUGUAGCCAACUUCAAGACAGAGGAGAUUGCCAACAACGCAUUUGAGCAUUUUUCUACGGCGUUUUCGAAGUUGAGCUCUAGCUUGCCUGGCCCCGAACUUGCGGCAUCGAUGAAGGAGCUGAAAGACCAAUGCACCAAGGAAUAUGACAAUUAUGGCUCGAGGUACAUGAAGGCAGUUUAUCUGGAGAAGAGAGGUGAAUUGCUCGACAAGAUCAAAACCAAGUUCAGCGAUGCUAUUGCUGUCCAUAUGUCGAAGUUGUUUAACUCGCUCGUCUCGACUUUCCAGAGCACUGUAGCGCAAAAUGCAGCCUGCCAGCCAUUGAGCGAGCGGUUGAAAGUCGGCAAAGAGAGGGUGAUGCAGGUAUUCGAGCAGGAAACCUCAGACUUCGUUGCAUUGGAACUGAUCCCUUCGGUAGAUGCUGAUGCGUCUGCAUUGCUUGAGAAGAUAGAUGAACUAGCGGAAAGAGAGCGUGGUAAGGAGAUGAAAGCUAUUAUAUUGAGGGCGAAAAAGUACCAAUUCACACAUACUAGAGACGAUAUUGUCCACUUACUCUCCCAUCCACAGGAUAACGUCUGGCAACUUGUUAUGGACCACUUUGAUGAUGUUUUCCGCCGUUCAGUUCUAAAGUAUAAACUACCCAAUUUAGGGGAUGUCACCGAUGAAAGUACCGCUUACGACUUCCAGCUCGACCUCAUCGAGGAGGACAAUUAUGCUUUAUACCUGAAGAUCCGGUCAAAUGCAUGGACUAUUCUGUAUGAUAUUAUCCACCAGUAUUUGAAGGAAGACAAUGUGGUUUCUAUACUGAGAGAACGCUUUGAAAGUAAGUUUCGUUACGAUCAAAACGAUGUCCCUCGCCUAUGGAAAAACGAGGAGGAAGUUGAUGCAGGGUUUAAAGUAGCAAGGGAACAUGCCUUGAACAUGCUCAAUACCUUGAGUAUCGCAUCCUGCGAUGGCGUCGAGAUUGUGCCAGACGUUCCAUUAGCGUCUGAUGAGGAUGAAGCACAGGAUGAGCAAGGCCUAUACAACGAAAAACGAUUCGGCCACAUCUUGACUGCGAUCCAGAAGGAGAAAAUCAUCCAGCACUUCAAACGGUUUGCCAAUGUUGCAGUGGUUGAAGCGAAGCGUUCAACCAUCAAGUCCCAUACCCAUAUUCCAAUGUGGAUCUAUGCUAUAAUUGCUGUUUUAGGAUGGAAUGAAUUUAUGCUUGUUCUUAGAAACCCGCUGUUCAUUGCUCUCAUGCUACUCAUUGUAGGCGCUGCUUAUACCGUUCACCGCCUGAACUUGUGGACUCCAUUAGCCACAUUUGCCUCUGCAGCUGUAAACGAGACUACCCACGCAGUGAAGGCAAAGCUAAGAACCAUUUUGCUAGACGAUGAACAUCCCAAAAAUGCAUCGUCUAAACCAGUUGAGUCGUUUGAAAUGCAGGAUCUCUCCGUGAAUGAGACGAAAGAAAAUGCCAACGAAAGUUAA
Molecule: messenger RNA, 2376 nt
Organism: Eremothecium gossypii ATCC 10895
Lineage: Eukaryota; Fungi; Ascomycota; Saccharomycetes; Saccharomycetales; Saccharomycetaceae
Gene: SEY1
Product: dynamin-like GTPase SEY1
Exons: 1
Coding region: 1-2376 (791 amino acids)
Biological process (GO): endoplasmic reticulum membrane fusion
Cellular component (GO): endoplasmic reticulum
Molecular function (GO): GTPase activity; GTP binding
Source: RefSeq, marked provisional